GAUCAGUGGACCAGCCAUGGCACCAGUCAUUGUGACUGAUCCCAUUAUCACCUCUGCUAAUGUUGCUUUUCCAUGACCCGAGCAGUCCGUUUGUUUUGGUAUUCCAAAGAGUAGACAGUCACUGAAUGCUACAUCACGCUAUACCAAUGUGUGUAUCAUGAUGAUAAAGUACUGCAACUUAGUCAUUAGGUUCCACUUUAGUAUUAACUGCAGUUGCUUGAAUUUCGGCGUUGCACCUAGUAAACAAAAAAACAAUGGUCACUGGCCAUCACUUAAGUUGAGUUGUACCUCAAAGAGGAAGUCCAAAAGGAUCCCAUUUUCUGAUAGUAAAAUAACUGAUUAAACUACAAAGAAAUAUUUACACCAAACUCUUACUAACAUCGUCGCGGGGGUGCUGGAGCCGAUCCCAGCUAUCUUCGGACAGCAAGCUGUGUACACCGUGAGCAGAUUGCCAGCCAGUUGCGGGGCCAAUACCAACAUCAAUACAUAAAAAUAUGUGACAAAUCAGUGCUGACAAAUUGACACCCCACUCUUGUGUCGACGUCGCCGGUGACAGAAGAAAUGUGAAUAUUUAGCAGUAUAAACAAAUGUGGCCCAGCACCAGUCAGACUUUUCUGUUCCCCUUCAACGUCUGUGUCAAAGUUGGCGUGUUUAUUUAAUUGUUCCUGCUCACAUACGCUGCAGGGUGAAUGAAUGCGCACAUCUAUUUAGGAGGCAGUUUUGUUUGUUCUAUGUACUAUGUUCUAUGUUCUAGCUACACCAAUUCAUCAUUAAAUAUUGAUUUGCAGUGCAAAUCCCGAAUAAAUGAUUAGAAACUGAGUUCAUAUCUUCCUUAAAGCAGUCUGCGUAAGUUGAGGUUGUCAGUCCAGCAGAUUUUUAAAAGGGGUUGAUGUAAGGUCAAAGGUGGACUGCUUUCCCUCACCACCCACGGAAACCAAAUUACAGGCCUGCAUUUGCAGCUGCAGAGACAUCUCAGAGGAACAGAUAAGCGGCCUCGCUGGUUUCAUGUCCGAAAUUCGAUUUUCCUGCUACUCUCAUCCAUUCUGCACCCCAAGAAGACUUCUUAUCGGAUGGCUCUUUUUCAUUGUCCGCGGUAUUAUUUUUCUAGAGGCUCGUUAACCGUAUUAGCGGCAUAGCGCGAGUCGGAAAUUGUGUAAAAAUACAAUUUGUGUGGAUGGAUACUUCAGUCACAUUUGUAGGGAAAACAUUGGAGGAAUCGUCUCAAUGCAUCAAUGGAAAUCACCUUUGAAAAUUGUGUCAUGUCACCUGAUACGGAGGGGCUGAAUUUAUGCCUGCGUGGGUUUUCUCCGGGUACUCUGGUUUCUUCCCACAUCCCAAAAACAUGCAACAUUCAUUGGACACUCUAAAUUGUCCCUAGGUGUGGUUGUGAGUGUGACUGUUGUCUGUCUCCCUGUGAUUGACAGGCGACCAGUUUAGGGUGUACCCUGCCCGCCUCCUGCCGUUGACAUCUGGGAAAGGCUUCAGCACUCCUGCGGCACUCAUGAGGAUGAGCGGCUAAGAAGAUGAAUGAAUAUACAUUGUGACAUGCAUCCUCCCUCUCAGUGGGGUUCGUCACUCUUCGUUGCACAUCAUCAAAAAGGGAGUGCUCAUUGUAUUCUUUUGUAUGUCUGUGACACAGAAUUUAACUAUUUGCUCUUAAAACACUUCUGCAGCCCCAGUACCAAUGAAGUUGGGCUGUUGUGUUAAACAUGAAAACAUCAUACAAUAAUGUGCAAAUCCUGUUCAAAUUAUAUGUAUAUGAAUACACUACAAAGACAAGAUAUUUAAUGUUCAAACUGAUCAACUUCGUUUUUCGCAAAUAAUCAUUAACAUGGAAUUUCAUGACUGCAGCACGGUCCAAAAAAGAUGGGACGGAUGACAAAAAAAGAGAGGAAAAUGAAUCCUUAUAAAAUACCCGUUUAGAACGUCCCACAGGUGAAUGGACUAAUUGGCAACAGGUGGCUGCCACGUAUAGUAUAGUAUAGUUUAAAAGGAGCUUCCCUGAGUUGCUCAGUCAUUCACAAGCAAAGAUGGAGUGAAGUUCACCUUUUUUGUGAACAUGUGCGUGAGAAAAUAUUUGAAGAGUUCAAGGGCAACUUUCCUCAACGUACAGUCGCAAGGAUUUAGGGAUUUUAUCGUCUACGGUCCAUAAUACUGUACCAUCAAAAAGUUCUGAGAAUCUGGAGAAAUCACUGCAUGUGACCGUGUACAGGUGGCACGUGGAGGCUCAAGGAUGAAAGUUGUUCAGUAACCAUGACCCUGCUGGCUGGUGACGGCUCUGACUACGACUACAGUGCCCUGAGUUACGCCUCUGAUACCUCCAUCAACCCUCCACCCCUACAGGAGCAGGAGGCACGCAAAGGAGCUUUCUACAAAAGGGCGCAGCAAGCCCCCGGGCGUCCAACACACGGUGACCUUGCAUCACUGUCAAACACACGCAAACUCCACGCCAUUAUCAAUGUGGGCGGCAUGCGCUACCAGCUGCCUUGGACCACUCUGGAGGACUUCCCGUUGACCCGCCUGGGCCAGCUGCACUUGUGCAGCAGCUUUGACGAGAUCAUGGGGAUUUGCGAUGACUACGAUGUCACACACAACGAGUUCUUUUUCGACCGCAACCCAUGUGCCUUCCGCACCAUUCUGACCUUCCUGCGGGCCGGGAAACUGCGCUCCCUCAGGGAGAUGUGCGCCCUUUCCUUCAGAGAGGAGUUGCUGUACUGGGGGGUCCCAGAGGAGAGCCUGGAGUGGUGCUGUCGCCGGCGUCUAUUACAUCGCCUGGAGGAGUUUGAGGCCAUGGAACGAGCUGCUGAGGAGGAGGAUCUUCUGUCUGAUUCGGACAACGUAGGGCAUCCAGCAGAGUCCUGCUUGAGUCGCUUCAUGAACAAGCUGAGGGACAUGGUAGAGCGACCUCACUCUGGACUCCCUGGGAAGAUCUUCGCUUGUUUGUCGGUGUUGUUCGUGACCAUCACUGCGGUCAACCUCUCCAUCAGCACCAUGCCUGCACUGAGGCAGGAGGAAGAAUUGGGCACUUGUUCCCAGAUGUGCUAUAACAUCUUCAUCGUGGAGACUGUGUGCGUGGCCUGGUUCUCCCUGGAGUUCUCCCUGCGUUUCAUCCAGGACCGCUCCAAGCUGACCUUCCUGCGACAACCCCUCAACCUCAUCGACGUGCUCGCCAUCUUGCCCUACUACAUCACGCUGCUGGUGGACUCCACCUCCAAGGGCGAGAGGCGUCCAGGCUCGGGAAGCACCUACCUGGACAAGGUGGGCCUGGUGCUGCGUGUGCUACGGGCUCUACGCAUUCUCUACGUGAUGCGGCUGGCUCGCCACUCGCUGGGCCUGCAGACUCUGGGGCUGACUGCCCGUCGCUGCACACGCGAGUUCGGCCUCCUCCUCCUCUUCCUAUGUGUGGCCAUUGCUCUCUACUCGCCGUUGCUCUACCUGAUCGAGAACGAAAUGGCCGCCACGCAGGAGUUCACCAGCAUCCCCGCCACCUACUGGUGGGCGGUCAUCACCAUGACGACGGUGGGCUACGGCGACAUGGUGCCACGCAGCAUCCCUGGUCAGGUGGUGGCCCUGAGCAGCAUCCUGAGCGGCAUCCUCCUCAUGGCCUUCCCCGUCACCUCCAUAUUCCACACCUUCUCACGCUCCUACAUGGAGCUCAAGCAAGAGCAGCAGAGGAUCCUGCAAAGGAGGACGCACUUCCUGCUGCGUGGACACAUGACCGGCCUGGGGAGCAACCUCUCCAUGGAGAGCGACAUGCUCUUCCCCAUCGGGGCAUCUGACACCCCGGAGUUGGACGACUUAAACCCUGACCAGAUAUAGACAAAAAGGACGAGAGGUCUUCCCGGAGAUCCAUCCUUUUUGAGUAGCACUGAACCUAUGGACAAACAAGGAAGGAAGAAUGAAUUUAUGUCUGGACAGAAUGUAAUUUAACAUUUGUUUUACAUUUCAAAUGGGGUGUAGCUUUCAAGUGUCACUAUCAUACAACAAAUAUUUUUGUGGUUUAAAAAAAAAAAAGAGAAGUAAAAUUCACCAAUCAGGCCUGCUACCUGCUGUAUAUGAGAAAGUGGCACUUGUGCAAUUUAAUGAGAUUCAAUACAAUAGCUGUACAAAAAAAUAUCAAGUCGGCAUUUAGUGCUCCAUUUCACAUGUAUUUACGUGAGUGCUGUUGGCCACCUGCCAAUCGCAAGGCUCACAUGUAGACAAACUUUUUUUGAGUGUUGUGGGGCAUUUAUCGUAAUUAUUUCUUUACAUUUUGUCAUAAACGUCAGGUUUACAGAUGCCAUGUCUCUUCUGCAGAAAGAGGAUUGGGGACACACCUUGGUAUCCGAUAUCAUAGUAAAGUUAAUUACAGCUACUAUGUGGAAUAAAACUCUUGGGUUUUUUUCCCAAGGGGAAAAUUUUGGUUUCUAUUUGAGGUUUGGAAUUUAUUUGUUCAUGUACCGGUGAUAAAUCGCGGUAAGGCAUCUUUUUAGAGUGCAGUAAAUGUGCUAC
This is a messenger RNA of Syngnathoides biaculeatus (alligator pipefish), 4491 nucleotides long. It is a transcript of the gene kcng1, whose product is annotated as potassium voltage-gated channel, subfamily G, member 1. Gene Ontology annotation, cellular component: membrane; voltage-gated potassium channel complex. Gene Ontology annotation, molecular function: delayed rectifier potassium channel activity. The transcript is spliced from 3 exons. Lineage: Eukaryota; Metazoa; Chordata; Actinopteri; Syngnathiformes; Syngnathidae. The coding region runs from base 2254 to 3819 and encodes 521 amino acids. Gene Ontology annotation, biological process: protein homooligomerization; potassium ion transmembrane transport; regulation of delayed rectifier potassium channel activity. The record is from RefSeq and is a predicted model, not a curated record.